Helobdella robusta is the source of this 1440-nucleotide messenger RNA. RefSeq lists its product as hypothetical. The coding region runs from base 25 to 1281 and encodes 418 amino acids. Lineage: Eukaryota; Metazoa; Annelida; Clitellata; Rhynchobdellida; Glossiphoniidae. The record is from RefSeq and is a predicted model, not a curated record. Gene Ontology annotation, molecular function: metallocarboxypeptidase activity; zinc ion binding. Gene Ontology annotation, biological process: proteolysis. The transcript is spliced from 11 exons.
AAAUGUAACAAUUAAACUUUCGUGAUGGAGUUUCUGAAGUUCGUCGCGUGUUUGUUCGUGCUGAUUCAAGUUUAUGCAUCAGAGGAAAGAAAAAGUUAUGCAGGGUACAAGGUGAUCCAGGUGCUGACGCCGACCGAAGAUGACGUCAUCUACUUGAGGCAACUAAUGAACUCGAGAUUGGAGAUUAACUUCUGGAAAGAGCCAAGUGCUUCCGACAUGAGCACGUUUUCCGUGGAUCCAGAAAAUUAUGAAAAUAUUCUCAAACUCCUGACGAAGCGUAACCUCUUCUUCUACGUAUCGGAUGACGAUCUACAGUUAUCAAUCGAUAACGAGCGGGAAGAGAUAGAGAGGCUGAAGAGUGCGUCGCAGUACGAGUUCGAUCUCAACAACUACCACAGUUUAGACGACUUAUACACCUGGAUGGAUAGCUUGGUAGCUAAAUGUCCAAAGUCAUUUGCUUGCCAGGUUUACAGCAUUGGACAUUCACACCUCGGAACUCCAAUCAAGGCUUUCAAAAUAACGAAGGAAAGCCCUGGAAGAAAGUCCUGGUACUUGGAUGCCACGACUCACGCUAGGGAGUGGAUCUCAACGGCAACCAUCACCAACAUCAUCAACCAUUUAGUGACUGUGGGUGACAAGGACGCCCAGAAUUUGAUUGACAAGUACGAUUGGUACUUCGUGCCGGUUGUUAAUCCGGACGGCUACCGCUACACGUGGGAGAAGGAUCGAAUGUGGAGGAAGAACAGACAUCAGUUUAAAACUUGCUACGGUGUCGACCUCAACAGGAACUUCAACUCCACUAAUUGGGGAACCGACGGCGUAUCAAACCUGGAAUGCAGCGAAACAUACAGAGGACCGUCUGCCGGUUCAGAAGCCGAAGUUAGAGCAGUCUCUGCCGAAUUGAGACGUUUAGCUCCUCGAACUCUAGUGGCCUAUACGAUGCAUUCAUAUGGCAACAUGUAUUUGAUACCCUUCGGAAACCUCGAUAAGAAUAAGAAAUGUUUGAGAUCGAAGGACCAUGACGAAGUGAUGAAAGCAGUAGAAGCAAUGGCAGUGGCCACAGAGGCAACUCAUUCGACAAAAUGGACGCGAGGGAACGCUUGUGAAGUUAUCUACCCCACUUCCGGUAGCACGGAUGACUUCGCCAAGGACAUUAGCAUCAAGUAUUCCAUCUGUCCGGAGCUGAGGGGAAGAUCGUUCGUCGUUCCCUCUCGUGAGAUACCGCUUUCGUUUAAGGAAAUUUUUAACGGCAUUGUGGCUAUGGAAAAGAUUAUAAAGUAGAGUUUGGCGGGAAAAAUUUCUGCUCAAUAAUUAUUUGGUAGAUUAAAUGGAUUAAAAUGAUUGAUUGAUUGAUUGAUUUAACGACUGAUUGAUCGAUUGAUUGAUUUGAGAAUUUAAAUAAUUUUUGGUUUAAAAAAGAAUAAAAUUUGAAAACUUUUC